AUGACUACCAGACUACUCCGACUGCCUAGCAUCAUGGUAGCCCGCAAACCUACCAUCACACUGAAACACCUACUAAUGAACCUAAAGGACUCUAAUGUCCAAAUCGAUCCCAGCAAUGGGUUUGCCUACACAGUCUGGCAGGAUGUCCCAGUUCCAUUCUACAUGUCUGUGUAUUUCUUUCACAUCGAGAACCCUGAGGCAAUUCUUCGCGGUGAGAAGCCGAUUGUUUCGCAACGUGGACCAUAUGUUUACCGAGAAUACAGACCGAAAAGCAACAUAACAUUUCAUGAGAAUUAUACUGUUUCAUAUCGUUCAUUCCGUCAGUUUCAUUUUGUUCCUGAACGUUCAGCUGGGAGUGAGAAUGACCAGCUGGUCUUGCCCAACAUGCUCGCUCUGGGUGGAGCAAUCUUGGCCGAGAAUCUGACACCCAAGAUGAAGGUCAUAUUCAACAAUGCCAUGAAGAAGUUCAAUCAAACUGCUUUCUUCAAGAAGACUGUAAAAGAGAUAAUGUGGGGAUAUGAUGAUGAACUUAUUAACUUCCUCAAAAUGGUUUUCCCAAAUCUCCUUCCAUUCAAGGACAAAUUUGGAUUGUUUGCAGAUUUGAACAACACAGACACUGGACUAUUCACAAUUAAUACAGGAGUUGAUGACAUUAAUAAAGUCCAUAAAAUUAACACUUGGAAUGGCCUUAAACAGGUAAAUUUCUGGCAUUCUGACCAGUGCAACAUGUUGAAUGGGACAGCAGGUGAAAUGUGGCCUCCAUUUAUGGAUCCAUCAGAUACUUUAAAGUUUUUUAGUCCUGAUGCCUGUAGGUCAUUGGAGUUAGUUUACCAAAAUUCAGACUCAACCUUUGGGAUACCCUCCUUCCGAUACAUAGCCCCGAAGACCAUGUUCGCAAAUGGGACUGUAUAUCCACCCAAUGAAGGCUUUUGUCCGUGCAGAGAGUCUGGAGCGAUGAACGUUAGCACGUGCAGACACCAUUCUCAAGUCUUCAUCUCACACCCACACUUUUACAAUGCUGACCCUGUGUUGUGGGAGGCUAUCGAAGGAUUACAUCCUAAUGAGAGAGAACAUGCACUUUUCAUUGACAUCCAUCCAUUGUCUGGAAUUCCAUUGAAUGUCUCAAUUAAAUUACAGUUGAACCUGUUUCUAAAAUCUGCAAAAGGAAUAUUAAUUACUGAAAAAAUGCAGACUAUGCUCCUUCCUUUAAUUUGGUUUGAUGAGAGUGGAAAUAUUGAUGGUCAAAUUCUAGACAAUUUUUACACCUUCAUGGUGGUCAUACCAAGGGUUCUCCAAUACGUCCAGUUCAUCGUGCUUGGACUUGGGGCCCUGUUCCUCGUUAUUGCUGUGACUCUUGGAAUUAAUCUUCUGCAAAAGGUGAGGAAAAUGAAUAGCCCAUGGAACUCAAAUUUUUGGGCAGGUCAGGGGUUGCAGAACAAAGAUAGAAAGUCAGUCACAGAGUGGAUUAGUGAUAAAUCUACCCCUUCUGGAAAAGCCCCAGUUUUGGUGUGUGCCAAUGAGAAGCUGAAAACUGAAUCGCAUUUCGAGUGCUAUUGUGACCUGGUGACCCCCAAACCUCUAGUGUUCCAUCACCCCCAGAGCUCCGUGCCCCAAUGCUCCCAGUGUCCUUUACCUAAUUGCCCCAGUAGCCCAUCACUGCCGGUGUCCCAUUGCACCCCCACACGUCAGUCCCAUGCCCCAGUGCUGUAUCAUCUCGUGUUCUAUCACCUCAUUCCUCUGAACCUUAUGCCCCACCUGCCCCAGUGCCCCACCUGCCCCAGUGCUCCACCUGCCCCAGUACCCCACCUGCCCCAGUGCCCCACCUGCCCCAGUGCCCCAUCUGCCCCAGUGCCCCACCUGCCCCAGUGCCCCAUCUGCCCCAGUGCCCCACCUGCCCCAGUGCCCCAUCUGCCCCAGUGCCCCACCUGCCCCAGUGCCCCAUCUGCCCCAGUGCCCCACCUGCCCCAGUGCCCCACCUGCCCCAGUGCCCCAUCUGCCCCAGUGCCCCAUCUGCCCCAGUGCCCCACCUGCCCCAGUGCCCCACCUGCCCCAGUGCUCUCUAUGCUCCCAGUGUCACUGGUAAAUCUCAUCUUUCUUUUUAGCACCUUCAAAGCCGUGAAGAAGAAAAGAAGAAAGUUCUAG
Messenger RNA from Hemiscyllium ocellatum (epaulette shark), 2142 nucleotides. RefSeq names its product scavenger receptor class B member 1-like. Gene Ontology annotation, molecular function: low-density lipoprotein particle binding; scavenger receptor activity; lipid binding. The coding region runs from base 1 to 2142 and encodes 713 amino acids. Gene Ontology annotation, biological process: cholesterol efflux; recognition of apoptotic cell; cholesterol import. Gene Ontology annotation, cellular component: cytoplasm; caveola. The record is from RefSeq and is a predicted model, not a curated record. Lineage: Eukaryota; Metazoa; Chordata; Chondrichthyes; Orectolobiformes; Hemiscylliidae. The transcript has 14 exons.